This is a messenger RNA of Photinus pyralis (common eastern firefly), 638 nucleotides long. RefSeq names its product probable ribosome biogenesis protein RLP24 (gene RpL24-like). The record is from RefSeq and is a predicted model, not a curated record. NCBI's taxonomy places the organism in Eukaryota, Metazoa, Arthropoda, Insecta, Coleoptera, Lampyridae. Gene Ontology annotation, cellular component: nucleolus. The transcript is spliced from 2 exons. Bases 93 to 608 code for a protein of 171 amino acids. Gene Ontology annotation, biological process: ribosomal large subunit biogenesis.
CGUCGUGACUUUACCCUUUCACUCACGUUGACGUUUUAAAGGUUAUGUCUUAAUUUUCCAAAAUUUCAUAAUUAAAGCGUAUAUUACUAAAAAUGCGUAUAGACACGUGUUACUUUUGCUCAUCUCGUGUAUAUCCAGGCCACGGUAUACAAUUUGUGCGAAAUGACUGUAAGAUUUUCAAAUUUUGCCGACCGAAAUGUCACGUCGCAUUUAAACGCAAGAAAAAUCCGCGUAAGGUUCGCUGGACCAAAGCUCAUCGGAAAACGGUCGGUAAAGAGCUCGCGAUCGAUCCCUCCUUCGAGUUCGAAAAACGUCGUAACAUUCCGAUUAAAUACGAUAGGCAAACGUGGACUAAGGCGAUCGAAGCAAUGAAGAAAGUGGAAACAAUCAAGCAGAAACGACAAAACCUCCAUCUCAUGCAAAGAUUGAGAAAGGGACGCGAGAUCGAGAACGAACGUGAUAUUCGAGAAGUCCAAAGAGAUCUUUCCUUGAUCCGAUCGCCGGCAGCCGGAUUAAAAGAACGUAAACUGGCGGAAAAGAAGGAAGAAAGUGAGGAAGACGAGGAGAUGGAAGGAAUUAUUGAGGACGGUGGCGAAGUUACGUUGUAAUUAUUUAUACGAAUAAAUUUAUUAAUCGAC